Molecule: messenger RNA, 1434 nt
Organism: Adineta steineri
Lineage: Eukaryota; Metazoa; Rotifera; Eurotatoria; Adinetida; Adinetidae
Source: the annotation of a GenBank genome assembly
AUGAGUAAUAGUAAUCGAGAUCCAUUUUUUGAUGAUGGUGAAGUUGGUACUGAAGUACAACAACAACAACAAGAAGAAGAAGUUCAACAGCCACCAAUACCUGCUGCAAGACGACGAUCAUCAAGUGAUAUAGAACCUACUGAAAUAAUACAAGAUCCAAUUGAAAUACCACGUCCACGAUCACUAUCUCCAAUACCUGAAACACCAUUAGUUUUACAACCAGAAGUAAUCAAUGAAGAAAUUCAUGAAAGUAAACAUUCAUCUCGUCGAUCAUCUUCAUCAAUUCCAUUCGAAUCUGAUAUCGAUGAUGAAGAAGAAGAAUCAAAAGAAAAACCACAAGAAAAAGAGAAAAGUAUUAUUGUAACUCAUUCAACAGUAGAUGUUGAUAUACAAACUGAUCCAGUCACUAAACAAGAUGAAUCAAUUCAAACAGAAACAAUUCAUAAUGAAACAUUAUCAAAAAUAUCAACUCGUAAAACAGCUUUUCUAUCUGAAUCACAAGAUUUAACUACACCAUUAGUUAAAACAUUAUUUGAUCGAACAAUAUUAUCUGCAUUACCAAUAAUUAGUUUUUGUCAACCAUUUUCUAUGACAAGUCAUGUUAAUGAUAUUAUUCUUGCUAUGCCACGUCAUCUAAUGAUAAUACAUAAUCAAAAUUCUAUAAGUGUUUAUCCAUGGCAACAACCACAUGAAUCAAUAUCAACAAUUCUUGAAUGUUUUUGGUGUUCAUUUCUAUAUAAACUUCUUGUUACAACUAUUGAAGAUAAUCGUUUAUAUAUAUAUGAUUUUGUAUCAAUUAUUGAUUCAAUUAAACUUCGUGGUUAUCCAUUAUCAAUUAAAUAUCAAAGUUAUAAAUCUCAACAAACAACAACGUCUUCAUCUUUAUUACCACCAUCAUCUCGUCAUCAACCAUUACCAGCUGUAUGGUCACAAACACGAUUUACAAAAUCAAAUUCUUUAGGUAUCUAUUAUUGUUAUAUUAGUGAUCGUCAUUAUUCAUGUAUGUUAACACGUAUUGAUCAUAAUACACGACAACAUGUUAAAGCAAUUGAUUGUUCUGGUGGUAGUCUUAAUAAUCAAGCACGUAUUUGUGCUAUGGGUUUAUCUGAUGAUCGUGUAGCAAUUGUUUUAACUAAUCUUAUUAUGACACUUUAUAAUGCUGAAACAUUAAUAGGUUUAAAACAAAUAAAUUUAGCUCGUUGGAAUAAUUAUGGUAUACGUGGUAUUAGUACACUUAUUUAUUUAUGGAAAACAUGGCUUAUAUUUGAUCCAAUUGAUAAUAAAGUUGUUGGUGUUGCAAAACGAAAACGACAAUUUGUUAGAAUGUUACCUGAACAACCCAUUAAUGCUUGUUCAAUGGAUAAUGGUACAUUAGCUUUAUGGAUGGGAUAUCCAGGUGCACUUGUUUAUUAUCGUUUGGUGGAUGAAAAAUAG